Salvelinus sp. IW2-2015 is the source of this 1746-nucleotide messenger RNA. RefSeq names its product coxsackievirus and adenovirus receptor homolog. The record is from RefSeq and is a predicted model, not a curated record. Gene Ontology annotation, cellular component: bicellular tight junction; basolateral plasma membrane; intercalated disc. Gene Ontology annotation, molecular function: cell adhesion molecule binding. Lineage: Eukaryota; Metazoa; Chordata; Actinopteri; Salmoniformes; Salmonidae. Gene Ontology annotation, biological process: homotypic cell-cell adhesion.
AUGCACCUGCUGAGGCGAAAAGGGAUCGGAUAGUUUUGAUGCUUCGGGAGGGUGGUCUGUUAGGAGCGCCGCAGAAGUUCUUUUUUCAACCGAGUUUUAAAGGAAAAGUAUUGGAAUAGACAGAAAGGAAUGGAUUUCUCGAUAUCCCACCUCUGCUCUGUAUUGAUUAUUCUCAUUGCAGGUGUAGCCCAUUGCCUGGAGAUCACGUCCCAGGGGCCCACGUCCAUAGAGAAGGCCAGCAGUGAGAGCGUCAAGCUGGACUGCCAGUUCUCUCUGGCACCCGAGGACUCUGGCCCUCUGGACAUCGAAUGGAGCCUGCUGGCCUCUGACAACCAGAAAGAGGAUAAAGUGGUGAUCCUGUACUCUGGGGACAGGGCCUAUGAGGACUACUACCCUGCAGUGAAGGGGCGAGCCCACUUCAACUCAGCUGACCCUAAGAAUGGUGACGCCUCCAUCAACUUGACAGGUCUGAAGUCUAGCGACACUGGGACCUACCAGUGCAAGGUGAAGAAGGCCCCGGGCAUCCGCAGCAGGAAGAUGCUGCUGACCGUCAUGGUGAGGCCGUCCAAGCCCAGAUGCUCUGCCGACGGCCUCACCCUGGAGGGUAUGGAUGUGGUCCUGAGGUGUACGUCUAGUGAGGGGACCAACCCCCUGCAYUACACCUGGGAGAAGACCAGCGACAACAAACUGCUGCCUGCCUCCGCCGUGCUAGACCCUGUGGGAGGCACCAUGAAUGUAAGGAACGCGUCCACCAGRUCCUCAGGAACCUACCGCUGCACAGCUAAGAACCACGUGGGCAUGGAGGAGUGUAUUCUACAGCUUGGCAUCACUCCUCCCCCCAACACUGCUGGUAUCAUAGCUGGAGCCAUCAUUGCUGUUCUGCUGGCCCUCAUCAUCAUCGCCAUCAUCCUCUUCUGCUGCUGCCGCGCCCGCAACAGGAAGAAGUACGAGAAGGAGAUCUCCUACGAGAUCAGAGAGGACGUCCCCCCUCCGAAGAGCCGCGUGUCGACGGCCCGCUCUUUCACCAGCGUGGGCAGCCAGCGCUCCUCCCUGGGCUCCAUGUCCCCCUCCAACCUGCACGAGUACGCCCUCAAGCCCCAGUACGACAAGAUCCCCUCCGUGGAGGAGUAUGACAGGCCCCCCAGCCACGCACCCCUGCCCCCACCCGUCGCCAGCAAGAUGGCCGGCCCCAACCUCAGCCGCAUGGGCGCCAUCGCCGUCAUGAUCCCCGCCCAGAACAGGGACGGCUCCAUUGUGUAGUGGAAAGAAACAGAAAGAUGGAGGGAAAGACCGGGGGACACUAGACAGAGAGGUGGGGUGGCUGGGCUGGGGGACUGUGCUGGGCAGCCAGAUUCUACCCUCUAUCACUCACCACCAACUGGUACCCCCACUCUGCUCUGCUUUAUGGAGGUCUGGGUGUGGUGUUGUACUGAGGAGAAAAGAGAAGCAGUAUUGUACCAUGUCAUAUCAGACAACACUAUCAACUAUUUACUGAAGACAAAAAACUGAUGCUUUUAUGAAUUUUACUUCCUGAACUUUCUCACACAUGACAAAUAUGAAUUCUAGGCUGGGUAGAUUUUAAUGGUCAAUUCACACAGGUUGCUUUGUACAUAGUUGAAUGCAUGAUGUUUUUUUUAUCUAGCCGGCCCUGUCCAUAGAGAGUUGUGUUCAGAGCGGACCAAGGUCUCUGAUUGGCCUGUGUUGUGUGUGUGUACCAUGUAGAGUAUUACAGCUUUACGUGUAUGU